GAACGCAUUUCCUUCUCGGUAUAAAUAGGAAGGCGCGCACAUCUGCACUUCACAACGAGGCGUGGUUUAGAACGGACAGGUGGGCUGCUGCUGUAAUACUGCCGUGAACAUUAGGAUACUUAUUUCACUCCCGGAGACCAACACUUUAACCUGCAAACAUGCCCAAGUGCCCAAAAUGCACGAAGGAAGUUUACUUCGCGGAGAGAGUGACAUCACUGGGGAAGGACUGGCACAGGCCCUGUCUGAAGUGUGAGAAGUGCAGCAAAACGCUGUCGGCCGGAUCACACGCAGAGCACGAUGGCAAGCCUUAUUGUAACAACCCCUGCUACUCUGCACUAUUCGGGCCUAAAGGUUUUGGACGUGGAGGAGCUGAAAGCCACACAUUCACAAAGUAGAGCCACUCAGGUUCACCAACCACACCAAGAAGAAGGCAACUCUGCAUUCUACAACGUCCUCCAUACCAUACUAAACCAAAACAAACAACCAAAGAAGUUCCUUUUCGGGAACCACCUUUUUGUGUUAUUUUCUGUCUUUGUAUUGUCUAGAGGAAUCAGCCUUAAUACACAGCAGAGAUGCUCUCUAUUCCCACUGGUGGAUCGGAGGGUUAUACGAGAACCUCUCUGUUCCUUUACUUGUUCUUAAAUUCUGAUUAAACACUCUUUUUCAAAAUGUU
This is a messenger RNA of Oncorhynchus kisutch (coho salmon), 673 nucleotides long. RefSeq names its product cysteine-rich protein 1 (gene crip1). Gene Ontology annotation, molecular function: zinc ion binding. NCBI's taxonomy places the organism in Eukaryota, Metazoa, Chordata, Actinopteri, Salmoniformes, Salmonidae. Gene Ontology annotation, biological process: regulation of gene expression; intrinsic apoptotic signaling pathway in response to DNA damage. The record is from RefSeq and is a predicted model, not a curated record. Bases 159 to 395 code for a protein of 78 amino acids. The transcript has 5 exons.